This is a messenger RNA of Podospora anserina S mat+, 2592 nucleotides long. RefSeq lists its product as uncharacterized. Gene Ontology annotation, biological process: regulation of transcription by RNA polymerase II; DNA-templated transcription. Gene Ontology annotation, molecular function: zinc ion binding; DNA-binding transcription factor activity, RNA polymerase II-specific; RNA polymerase II cis-regulatory region sequence-specific DNA binding. The transcript has 3 exons. Gene Ontology annotation, cellular component: chromatin. The record is from RefSeq and is a predicted model, not a curated record. Bases 1 to 2592 code for a protein of 863 amino acids. Lineage: Eukaryota; Fungi; Ascomycota; Sordariomycetes; Sordariales; Podosporaceae.
AUGGACAUCAGAGAUUUGCUCUCCCGUCACCAUAAGCUUGUCCAUUCCAACGAGGCGGCUAGCAACAAAGAUGGCGGUGGCCACAGACCGCGGAAGCCCUCGACGGCGGGCGCUGGCAUGGGACCUGUUGAUGACCAUGGUGAUGUCAAGAUGCUCGGUAUGCAACCGCAACCGCAGCAGCAGCAGCAGCAACCGCAACCACCACCGCAUCAAAUGUAUCGACAGGAAGUCUUGCAGCCUACCGUUGUCGCGCCGAUCGCCCCUGACCCGCGCAUGUCAGCGCGGGCGCCAGCCUGCAAUCUCGACCUCUUAUCUGACGCAGCUACGCAUCUUGCUUCGGCCGGCGAAGUCAGCAACAUGCAGCCAUCCAUGAUGUCCGGCAUCUCGGACCACCAGCCGCCUCCGCCGCCGCUUGCUCCGGUGAAAACAUAUCACGACAGUAACCCUUACGGGGAUCGUGUUCGGGAGCAGGACCCGGGUGUCAUGUCUGGUGUAUACCAGACCCAGCCGGCCCCUUUUGAGGAUUACAAUUUGUUUUUGGAUGAUUAUGGGACGCAGCAUUUCCUCCCACCAGGGCUCGAAAUGGACCAAGGUUUCGGAUCGUGGUCUCGUCUAGGGGGCGACAUGCGUGGGCCGUCGAAGCCUGCUUCUGCCUUCCCGUCUCGAUUCCCGUCACUGCAGCCUGAUGCCCGAGAUCCAAAUGACGGUUCAAGGAUGCAUGAAGAUGGGAUGCAGGCUCCCAACUGGAGAAUUGCCGGAGCGAAUCAUAUCGCCGUCAAAAACAGGCUGGAUGAGUUUUCGUCGGUGCUUCCCAACGACUUUGUGUUUCCAUCUCGACAUACUCUCAACAGGUUUCUCGACGGAUACAUCAGUGGGUUCCAUGAACACCUACCUUUUCUCCAUUUACCAAGCCUGGCACCCAUAGAUUUGGCACCCGAGCUCUUGCUGGCCGUCCUUGCGGUGGGAGCUCAGUACCGUUUUGAAACAAACCGCGGCCAUGCCCUGUGGUAUGCUGCAAAGGCUGUGGCCCUGGAACAGAUUCGCCGAAGACAUAGCCAUGAGGUACAUGGAUUGCUUCCGACACCAGCCGCCUACAGCCCGCACUCGACUCGACCCUCCCCAAGCUCCGGUUUCAGGCACUCGUUUCCGUCAGUACAUCAAGACCGCCCCAUGACUCAGGAGACGCACAGAGAGCCUUAUUCUCCAAACACUCCACACGCCCGUCUUGAGACCAUCCAAGCCAUCCUUUUGCUGUUUUCGGUUGGGCUCUGGGGCCCCAAAGCCAUCCUCCAGGAAGCCCUUGGCUUGCAGAGCCAACUCGCUGUGCUAGUCCGGGAGGAGGGACUGGUCGGGGAGUCUAACCAACAGACAGUUGACCACGAGACCUGGGUCCGACAUGAAUCGGCCACUCGCACGAAGCUUGUCGCAUUUUGCUUCUUCAAUCUCUGCAGCAUCGCUUACAACACCCCGCCAAUGUUACUAACAUCCGAUGUUCACCUCUUCCUGCCCAGCCCGUCUCGACUAUGGAGGGCAGAGACAAGCUGGCAGUGGCAAGAAGCACGCCAGACCUGCCAAUUUGUCGACAUCACCCUGCAAGACGCGUUUAUGAGGCUUCUCAACCGCUCGUCUCAAGUUCCACCUCCACCGCUUACCUCGCUCGGAAACUAUGUUCUCAUCCACGCCCUCAUUCAGCAUAUCUUCCUUCUCAAGCAGACAUCGUUUACCAGCCUCUCGCCAUACGACUUUCGACGGGGGAUGAAGCCGGAAGACGUCGAAGACGUUACUCACGCUUUGCGGGUGUGGCAGACCGGAGUAGAGCAGCAUCGGCAGAUUAGGGCGAACGAAUCAGGAGGACCGGCAUCGGCAGACAACUUUUCUGGCGGACCAGUGGCUUUCAACUCGGCAGCGCUGUUGAGGCUGGCGUACAUCAGGCUUUACACCGACUUGAGCCCCAGCCGGAGUCUGGAGACGAGGGAUCAUGUGUUGAUUGCGUCAGCGUUCAGUGACGCACCGCUGUUGGUGAGAAACAAGAGGCUGAACGGAGCGGUGGUACCGGCUGUGCAUGCGCUGGCCCAUUUGGUGAAGGUAGGGGUGAACUAUGUGGCGAGGACGAAGAGUUUGGAGUGGAGCAUGCAGCAUUCUUUGUGCAAUCUCGAAUGCGCCAUCCUUCUUUCCAAGUGGCUCUUGACGCUCUCCGCCAUAGGCCCGGCCGACCAACCUCUGUCAGUGGAGGAGAAACAUGUUUUGGACAUGGUUUGCCGGAUGCUCGACGAGACAGAAUUCGCCGUGCCGAUUGAUCCUUCGUUGGGUGGCGGGAAUGGGGGAGCUUCGUCGUCGGCUAAUCACCACGGCGGGGGCCAUCACCAGUCCCGUUCGAUCGACAUGAAUGCUUCUGCUUCGACGGAUAGCACAAAGCUUCGACAGUUAGCUUGUGCGGUAGUGAGGCUGUGGGCGGAAACGUUCAAGGGGGCGCAUAUCUUUGAGAUUUUGAGGAUUAUGGCGGCGGGGCUGGACGGGUAUGGGGAUAUGAUUGAGAAACCAAGGGAUCGGACACCGUUGGGAAAGUUUGUGGGUGGUCAGGGCUUGGGGUGA